This is a messenger RNA of Naumovozyma dairenensis CBS 421, 4212 nucleotides long. RefSeq names its product Ssn2p (gene SSN2). The coding region runs from base 1 to 4212 and encodes 1403 amino acids. Lineage: Eukaryota; Fungi; Ascomycota; Saccharomycetes; Saccharomycetales; Saccharomycetaceae. Gene Ontology annotation, molecular function: transcription coregulator activity. The transcript has a single exon. Gene Ontology annotation, biological process: regulation of transcription by RNA polymerase II. The record is from RefSeq and is a predicted model, not a curated record. Gene Ontology annotation, cellular component: mediator complex.
AUGGAAUCAUCGAUAUACAGGUUAGAGGAGCUUGCGUCCAGUUUCUACAGGAUAGAAACUAUUGACCACGUCAACUAUGCCCAAUAUGUCCCGAAAAAUAUGGACGAUCAAUGGGCAAUCCAAAUGGAAUUACUGCUCAGGAAACAGAAUCCUAGAAAUCUUGUAGCACUGUUAUCAAGAUGUUUAUGGUGCUUCAGUGUAAAUGACGACCUUUUACCUGUUCUUCCAAAACUACCCUCUGCUAAUAAUGAAGAUAAAUCACCAAUUCUACCAGAAAAGACUGGAAGUUUCACAUUUGAAUAUUCAAAGCCAAAUUUACCACCACACUAUGCCUUAUUUUUGAAAGCCCUUCGGCGAAUGAUAUAUAUCAAUCUAGCAAAGGCAUCGAAUAAUAGAUUAAUUCAAUUCGGAAAUGCAUGUAUACCAUUGGGUAAAAGUACAAAUUAUGAUAUUUUACAAUUAGAACCGCAUUUGUUCGCUAAUGGUGAUCUGGUUGUAACAUUAUGUUGUAAAAAUCUUAAUCUAGUCCCAUUGACAGAAAACCACAUAGAAGAAUCAUACCUCCAAAAGCAUGCUCUCUAUAUGGUUCCCUCAGGAAUUAGAGCUUAUUUAAGUUCGAACAAUAAAUCAACUUGUCUUACUUUACCUCCUAAGAAUGCCGAUGCUCUAUUAAUGACGCUAUCAAUAUCUCAUGGCAUUAAAUUAAAUGAUAAAAAUAAUAUAAAAUGGGUUACUGUGAUACCUGAUAUCGGUCAUCUUAAUGGGAACACACCAAAUGUGGCAUCAUAUAUGGAUCCACCAACUGAUAUAAGGAAAGUUAUCUGGCCAUUAGAAUUAAUCUAUGCCCAACCAGCAUUCGAUUUAAUCGGACCAAAUAAUAUUGAUAUCUUUCCUUCAUCUACCGUUACAAGUUCAACAGCAAUGACAUAUAAUGAUUUUCAAAAUGUAUUAGAUACCAUUGACGAUUUUAUUCAAUUGAAACAAACGUCAGCCUAUAAAACACCUGGUAGUUCUGGAACAAACGCUUUAAGUUCUGGUGGUGCAGGUUAUACGGAUCAAUUUACCCACUACUAUAGGAAUAAUUCAGUUGGACCACAUCUUACUGAUACUGUAUCACCUUCUUUGGACAAGCUCGUUUCAUCUUCCGUUAGCAAUAACAAUAACAAUAAUAAUAAUAUUCCUGUAAAUAGUUUUAAUAAUGAACUACUAGCGACACCGCCUACAGCUGAUACAGCUAAGGGAGUUCAUGCAAAUCAAUUGUUUAACGAUAAAUCUGGUAUAGCUAUUGACUACGAACCUUCGCCAACAAAAGCUGAAUUGGAAAAUGUGAAAGAAUUAUUAAUGAAAAAAGAUUCAAUGAAUAGAAGUAGUGAUGCACAGGACGAUGUGGAGAUGCACGACGUUAACGAUGCUCAGCACAUUAAAGAUAAUGAUAACGAAAAUAUUAACCCUAAUGAUAAUGCUGACGAUAAUAAUGAUGCCAACAAUAAUAACAACGGUACUAUGUCCGAUACCAAUGCGACUGGGAAUAAAGAAUUGUUCGGAGAAGAUGAAGAAGAAGAAGAAGAAGAUUUGUUUGGUGAAAGCAAUGAUUCUGUAGGCGAAGGACUUCAAAGUGUUAACAAAAAUGAUCCUGAUGAAAUUACAGAGGAUAUGUUUGGGAUGUCUGAUGAUGAAGAUGGUACAAACAUAACGAUUAACUCUCGAUCUGGUGAUACUUAUUUCAAUGGUGACAGUAAUGCAUUAAGUACACCCAUCCGAAAACCAAAUUUAAAAAGAAAAUAUCUGGAUAUCCCAGUCGAGGAAAUGACUUUAACAGGUGAUUCAUUAUAUACAGAUCCAGGUGCACCACUUCCAAUUGAAACGCCGAGAGACAGGCGUAAGAGUGUUUUUGCGCCGUUACAAUUUAACCCAAUAAUCGAAAAUAAUGUCGAUAAUAAAUAUAAAAACGGUGGUAAAUUUUCGUUUAGUCCAUUUCAAAAGGAUGAGGCGUUGCAAUUUGAUAUUUCUAAUGGUGAUAUUUCAAGUUCGGAGGAUGAAGAAAGUGCUUCUGACGAUGAAGAUCUUGAAUUUAUGAAUAUAGGGCAAGAGACACGUUCAGUAGAAGGUACAGUCAAUGAACCACAAUAUUUAGGGUAUUCAAAUGUACAAGCUGUUGGAGAAAACCUUCCCUCAUCCUUGGGAUCAAAUGAUUUAAUCGGAACAACUGAUGCAAAUAAAGAGGGGUCGAUUUGGAAAAUAUUGCAAAGUGACAUUCCAACAACUGAAUCGCCAUUAAAAACUGUGGAAACUUCAGUUCAACCAGUGGAUUCGAUAAUGAAAUCAGACGUUAAUGACAUUUUAAAGAACAAAAUAUCACCAAAAAUUACAACCCAAGAACAAUCUCCACUUUCAGGAUCUGCUACACUUACGUCUAAUUUGCCAGAAGGGAAAACAGGUAUGCCAGAAGAAACACCAGCAGAAAUACCUGUAUCCAUUGAAUCCUCGAAUAGUCUUCCAUUUCUUCUUAGACAUAUGCCAUUAUCAUCACUCCCUGAUAAAUUUAGACAGUCAAAUCCCGUAUUGCAGAUCACUGAAGAAUCGACUGAUAUUUUGGAUUUAAUUUCUGAGCAAAUAGUCUUCGAUUUUGAUCAGUUAAUUAAAUUAAGAGUACCAAAGUCAAUAUAUAGGGGGUUAAAAGAUUGUAAAGAUGGACUGAUAUCUGACAUUAUGCCGAAAAUUUUUACCAAAUUUGAAAGGCUUAAUGGUAAUGAAAUAAUUGACAAAAUGUAUACGAUGCGAGAACCGCUUGUCUUUGUGAAGAAGCACCAAGAGUUAAUCAAGAUUAAAUCAGAUUCGCAACCUUUCACUAAAUUUCUUGGUAUCCGGCCUCCUAAGGGUAUUAAAAAUUUCAAAUUCAUUGUGUUAACUGAUUCAUUUAAAGAUGAUUGUACCAAUUUUGUAUCGAUAUUAUCUCAGACAUAUUUUGAACAUGAAUUAGGAUUCUGUGAAUUAUUGAAACUAACUAAUGGGAAUUCGCAUGGUUUGAUUUAUCUGCAAAAUUUUGAGCAGAAUAAACUACUUUUACUAGCUGCACAAAUAGUGUCAUAUUGUUCCACUAAUAAAAGCUCCGAAAAAGAUGUCCCUUUAAUGCUCAUUUUACCAUUGGAAGUGUCACAUCCAACUGAUUUAGUUCACAAAGUGUCAGUUUUCCAAACGAUUAGAAAUGAAGUUAAGGCUAAGAUUCCUAACAAGGAAUUAUUCUUGAAGAUCGUUCCUAUCGAUUUUAUUUGCAAUCCACUGGUCUCUGUGGAUGAUUACAGUACAUUAGCAAUGAGUAUCUAUAAUAUUCUACCACAAAAAUCAACAAGAUUUACUACAUUAGCUCCUAGGCUUCCUGAAAAGGUCACUUUUAAAAGCUCUCAAACGGCUCCCCCAUCGUCCAUAAUUAACUAUGAUGAAUACAUACAUUUGGCUUAUUCAAGAAGUAUCGAUAAAUGCUGGCUAUUCGCUGCCUUAACGGACAGUACGGGUAAUGAAAAUAUGAUUAAGUCGUGGUAUGUUGGUAAUUCUAAGAAAACAUUUGAUGAAGCUUGUAAUCAAAUUUGGUCUAUGGCCUUUUCCUUAGCAAGUAGAAAAUAUGGUAAAAUUUGUCUAAUUUUAACCAGAUUGAAUGGAGUUUUACCAGAUGAUGAACUAAUGAAUUGGAGAAGAUUUUCUGGAAGAAACAUUCACCUUGCCGUUGUAUGUGUUGAUGAUAAUACUAAGAUUACAUUCUAUGACCGAGAUAAGUUAUAUCCAUCUUUCAAGCCAUUAUUCAAGGACAGUAAGUUGAGUGGGAAAAUAAAUUUUAAUAAGUUUGAUGAUUAUGAAAUUCGUGAUAUAGAUGAAGAUAUACAUGGUGCUUUAUUCCAACAUCCUUUCCCAUUAUCCAAUUCUCAGCACCGUUGUGCCAUUAAAAGUGGUGCGUUAGUGAAAUUUAAAAGGAAUUCUGGUGAGGGAACCAUUGAUAAGUUCGAAGUUAACCUAUUGAAUUGCCCGCACGCAGAUAGUGGAAAAUUAUUAGAAAGUAUUUUGGAAGAGUUCCGAAAUCUCGCAGCAUUGAAUGUGUGGUUCGGUGUUUCUGAUGGAGAGAGAAACUCCCAUAUUCCAUGGCAUGUUCUUGCUGUUAAAAAGAUGAUGCAAAGUAUGAUCCAUACCCGAAUUGAAGUUCAGAACCCGCCAAUUCCAUAA